Messenger RNA from Hipposideros armiger (great roundleaf bat), 2080 nucleotides. RefSeq names its product lysine acetyltransferase 5 (gene KAT5). The record is from RefSeq and is a predicted model, not a curated record. Gene Ontology annotation, molecular function: histone H4K16 acetyltransferase activity. The transcript has 12 exons. NCBI's taxonomy places the organism in Eukaryota, Metazoa, Chordata, Mammalia, Chiroptera, Hipposideridae. Bases 366 to 1664 code for a protein of 432 amino acids. Gene Ontology annotation, biological process: regulation of DNA-templated transcription; double-strand break repair via homologous recombination. Gene Ontology annotation, cellular component: NuA4 histone acetyltransferase complex.
GGAUCUCCCACCGCCACUUCAGGGGCCUGAAUCCAACCACCCCCAAAAGCACAAACACUACCCCCACGUGACCCGCGCCGCGUCCACGGGACCGGCGUCGCACCCGGUGGGCGUCACGUGACAGACUCAGCUUUCCUCCAAUCAUUGUGCAUGUUAUGGAGAUUCCUCCCAGGACCCAACCCGAGACUUAAAACGCCCUAUUCUCCCGCCAGCCAAACGGGUCAGCUCCCCGCUCCCAGCUGAGCGGUAGUGUCUUUCAACGGUCCUCUUCUACGGUGGCGUUGGGAGGCCCAGGCCUACAGCACACUCAGUCCCGGAAGUGACGUCUCCCAGAGGGGCCGGAAGUGUCAGUGGAGGGAGGGAAGAUGGCGGAGGUGGGGGAGAUAAUCGAAGGCUGCCGCCUGCCGGUGCUGCGGCGGAACCAGGACAACGAAGAUGAGUGGCCCCUGGCUGAGAUCCUGAGCGUGAAGGACAUCAGUGGCCGGAAGCUUUUCUACGUCCAUUACAUUGACUUCAACAAACGCCUGGAUGAAUGGGUUACCCACGAAAGGCUGGACCUGAAGAAGAUCCAAUUCCCCAAGAAAGAAGCCAAGACCCCCACCAAGAACGGACUUCCUGGGUCCCGCCCCGGCUCUCCAGAGAGAGAGGUGCCGGCCUCCACCCAGGCCAGCGGGAAGACCUUGCCAAUCCCGGUCCAGAUCACACUCCGCUUCAACCUGCCCAAGGAGCGGGAAGCCAUUCCCGGUGGCGAGCCCGACCAGCCGCUCUCCUCCAGCUCCUGCCUGCAGCCCAACCACCGCUCAACGAAACGGAAGGUGGAGGUGGUUUCACCAGCAACUCCAGUGCCCAGUGAGACAGCCCCAGCCUCAGUUUUUCCCCAGAAUGGAUCAGCCCGUAGGGCAGUGGCAGCGCAGCCAGGACGGAAGCGAAAAUCGAAUUGCUUGGGCACUGAUGAGGACUCCCAGGACAGCUCAGAUGGAAUACCAUCAGCUCCGCGCAUGACUGGGAGCCUAGUAUCUGACCGGAGCCACGACGACAUCGUGACCCGAAUGAAGAACAUUGAGUGCAUUGAACUGGGCCGCCACCGCCUCAAGCCGUGGUACUUCUCCCCGUACCCACAGGAGCUCACCACGUUGCCCGUCCUCUAUCUCUGCGAGUUCUGCCUCAAGUAUGGUCGUAGCCUCAAGUGUCUGCAGCGUGAGUCGACGGAAGACUACAAUGUGGCCUGCAUCUUGACCCUGCCUCCCUACCAGCGCCGGGGCUAUGGCAAGCUGCUGAUUGAAUUCAGCUAUGAACUCUCCAAAGUGGAAGGGAAAACGGGGACUCCUGAGAAGCCUCUCUCGGAUCUUGGUCUUCUUUCCUACCGAAGCUACUGGUCCCAGACCAUCCUGGAGAUCCUGAUGGGGCUGAAGUCGGAGAGCGGGGAGAGGCCGCAGAUCACCAUCAACGAGAUCAGUGAAAUCACCAGCAUCAAGAAGGAGGAUGUCAUCUCCACUCUGCAGUACCUCAACCUCAUCAACUACUACAAGGGCCAGUACAUCCUCACCCUGUCGGAGGACAUCGUGGAUGGGCAUGAACGGGCUAUGCUCAAGCGGCUACUCCGCAUCGACUCCAAGUGUCUGCACUUCACUCCCAAGGACUGGAGCAAGAGGGGAAAGUGGUGACCACGUACUGCCCAUGGUAGUGCCAAAAAGCUGACAGAACUGGGGCUGACAGCCCAUCCUGCCCCCACUGGGGCCCCCAAGAGGGACACCAAGGGAGACGGACUGGGCUGAGGACAGGCCCACAAGAAGAGGACAGGCCUGGUAGGGGCUGGCUGGUGCCCAGCACCAGAGUGAGCUCAGGGCUCUGGUCAACUCAAAGAUCGGCUGGCUACAGGCCCAGGCCUGCUGUGAACCAGGGACUGGAGGGAGCCAGGCAGCUGUGUACAGUAAGACAGGGGUGGGAGUACUUUGUACAGAGGAUGGCUGUAAAAAUUUCUUUUGUAAAGUAGGAGUUGGGGUGGGGUGGGUACUGGCUGCAAAAUUCUGGUCUUUUGUCCCCACCACCCCCUGGCAAUAAACUGUUUCUUCAGGCCAGA